Molecule: messenger RNA, 616 nt
Organism: Teleopsis dalmanni
Lineage: Eukaryota; Metazoa; Arthropoda; Insecta; Diptera; Diopsidae
Product: cuticle protein 12.5-like
Exons: 3
Coding region: 1-498 (165 amino acids)
Source: RefSeq, a predicted model, not a curated record
AUGUUCAAGUUGGUGGUGUUGUCUGCUCUCCUAGCCGUAGCUGCUGCUCGUCCUGGUCUUAUCGAAUCCCCCGUAGUCUACAGUGCGCCUGCAACCACAAUUGUGCACGAGCCUGCCUACGCUAAAGUUGGUGCUGUUGUGAAGAGCAUUCCAACUGCUGUCUCACAUCAAAGUCAAUCAGUGGUUCAUAGCUCUGCACAUGUUGUGGAAGAUAUAGUCGCACCAGUUGUCAAGACCGUUUAUACUGCACCCGUUGUGAAGACAAUUGCUGCUGCUCCCGUAUUGCACACAAAUUAUAUUGCUUCGCCAGUACUUAAAACCUAUGCAGCACCAGUUGUACAUUCCGUUCCUUUAGUUCAAUCUGCACCUGUGAUUAAGGCAAUUGCCGCUCCAGCUUUAACAACUGCUUAUGCUGGUCCAGCUUUAUCGCUUCAUGGUGGUUGGGGACAUGGCGGUUGGGCUCAUGGUGGUUGGGGUCACAGCGGUCAUGGCUGGUAAAUCGUUCAUCCUAAGGCUUAAGCAUGUUCUCUUUAACAUGAAACUAGUGGUACAGGCAGUGGGGCGGUCAUUUUUCUAUUUUUUAAGUUGUAAAUAAUUUUCAUCCCCACAAAAAAAA